CUCCCCGCCCCCGCCGCGGGACUAUCUGGUCCCGGCAGCAGCGAUGUCCCCCGGCAGGAAUGUCCCUCCUCAGAUAAUGUUAUUUAUAUCUCUGGGCGGGUCCGCGGCUCGGCAGCACCAGGCGCCCGGCGGCCGCUGUGCUAGGAGCCCCGUGCUGCCCUCUUCCCCCUGCGCCGCCGCCGCCCCCGGGCUCGAGGUGGCCGCCGCUACAGCCCCAGCGCAGGGACCCUUCCAUGAAGACUGAGGCAGGCGAAACUGCUGAGAGCCUGCUGACAUGACAUCGGCCACGGAGUUUGAAAACGUGGGCAACCAGCCACCGUACAGCCGGAUCAAUGCCCGCUGGGCUGCCCCGGACGAUGAGCUGGAUAAUGACAACAGCUCAGCCAGGCUCUUUGAGAGGUCCCGGAUCAAGGCCUUGGCAGACGAGCGGGAAGUUGUUCAGAAGAAGACCUUCACGAAAUGGGUGAACUCGAACCUGGCCCGCGUACCCUGCCGCAUCACCGACCUCUACAAGGACCUGCGGGACGGGCGCAUGCUCAUCAAGCUGCUGGAGGUGCUCUCUGGAGAGAUGCUGCCAAAGCCCACAAAGGGGAAGAUGCGCAUCCACUGCCUGGAGAAUGUGGACAAGGCCCUACAGUUCCUCAAGGAGCAGCGUGUACACCUGGAGAACAUGGGCUCCCAUGACAUCGUGGAUGGCAACCACCGCCUGGUCCUGGGCCUCAUCUGGACCAUCAUCCUUCGCUUCCAGAUUCAGGACAUUGUUGUGCAAACUCAGGAAGGUCGUGAGACACGCUCAGCCAAGGAUGCGUUGCUGUUGUGGUGUCAGAUGAAGACAGCAGGCUAUCCCCAGGUCAAUGUCACCAACUUCACCUCCAGCUGGAAGGAUGGCCUGGCCUUUAAUGCCCUGAUACACAAGCACCGGCCUGACCUGAUUGACUUUGAUAAACUGAAGGACUCGAACGCGCGGCACAACCUGGAGCACGCCUUCAAGGUGGCUGAGCGCCAGCUGGGCAUCAUCCCUCUCCUGGACCCCGAAGAUGUCUUCACAGAAAACCCCGAUGAGAAAUCCAUCAUUACCUACGUGGUGGCGUUUUACCACUACUUCUCCAAGAUGAAGGUGCUCGCGGUAGAGGGCAAGCGCGUUGGCAAGGUCAUUGACCAUGCCAUUGAGACGGAGAAGAUGAUUGAAAAGUAUAGUGGGCUGGCCACAGAGCUGCUCACGUGGAUUGAGCAGACCAUCGCCGUCCUGAACAGCCGCAAGUUUGCCAACUCCCUGACGGGUGUCCAACAACAGCUACAGGCUUUCAGCACCUACCGCACCGUGGAGAAGCCCCCUAAGUUCCAGGAGAAGGGGAAUCUGGAAGUCCUACUUUUUACCAUCCAGUCCCGGAUGAGAGCCAACAAUCAGAAAGUGUAUACCCCUCACGAUGGGAAACUAGUGUCGGACAUCAACCGGGCCUGGGAAAGCCUGGAGGAGGCUGAGUAUCAGCGGGAGCUGGCCCUGAGGAAUGAGCUCAUUCGGCAAGAGAAGCUGGAGCAGGUGGCCCGGCGCUUUGACCGGAAGGCUGCCAUGAGGGAGACGUGGCUCAAUGAAAACCAGCGCCUGGUGGCUCAGGAUAACUUUGGGUAUGACCUGGCAGCCGUGGAGGCCGCCAAGAAGAAGCACGAGGCCAUCGAGACGGACACAGCUGCUUACGAGGAGCGGGUGAAGGCCCUGGAGGACCUGGCCCAGGAGCUGGAGAAGGAGAAUUACCACGACCAGAAGCGCAUCACGGCCCGCAAGGACAACAUCCUGCGCCUGUGGAGCUACCUGCAGGAGCUGUUGCGGUCCCGGCGCCAGAGGCUCGAGGCCACCCUGGCCUUGCAGAAGCUCUUCCAGGACAUGCUGCACAGCAUUGACUGGAUGGACGAGAUCAAGGCUCACCUCUUGUCUGCCGAGUUCGGGAAGCACUUGUUGGAAGUCGAGGACUUGCUACAGAAGCACAAGUUGAUGGAGGCUGACAUCGCCAUCCAAGGGGACAAAGUGAGGGCCAUCACCGAAGCCACACUGCAGUUCGCCGAGGAGAAAGGAUACCAGCCUUGUGACCCCCAGGUUAUCCGGGACCGUGUCAGCCACCUGGAGCAGUGCUUUGAGGAGCUGAGCAACAUGGCAGCUGGGCGGAAGGCCCAGCUGCAGCAGUCUAAGCGGCUCUGGAAGUUCUUCUGGGAGAUGGAUGAGGCGGAGAGCUGGAUCAAGGAGAAGGAGCAGAUCUACUCUUCCCUGGACUAUGGCAAGGACCUGACGAGUGUGCUCAUCUUACAGCGUAAGCACAAGGCCUUCGAGGAUGAGCUCCGCGGGCUAGACACCCACCUGAAGCAGAUCUUCCAGGAGGCAGAGGGCAUGGUAGCACGGAAGCAGUUUGGGCACCCACAGAUUGAGGCCCGAAUCAAGGAGGUGUCCGCCCAGUGGGACCAGCUGAAGGAGCUGGCUGCCUUUCGCAAGAAGAACCUCCAGGAUGCCGAGAACUUCUUCCAGUUCCAGGGGGACGCUGACGACCUGAAGGCUUGGCUGCAGGAUGCCCACCGGCUGCUCUCAGGCGAAGACGUGGGGCAGGAUGAGGGGGCCACGAGGGUCCUGGGGAAGAAGCACAAGGACUUCCUGGAGGAGCUGGAGGAGAGCCGCGGGGUGAUGGAGCAUCUGGAACAGCAGGCCCAGGGCUUCCCCCAAGAGUUUCGGGAUUCCCCAGAUGUGACCAACCGGCUGCAGGCCCUCCGGGAGCUCUACCAGCAGGUGGUGGCCCAGGCAGACCUGCGUCGGCAGAGGCUGCAGGAUGCCCUGGACCUGUACACGGUGUUUGGGGAGACAGAUGCCUGUGAGCUGUGGAUGGGGGAGAAGGAGAAGUGGCUCGCCCAGAUGGAGAUCCCAGACACGCUGGAGGACCUGGAGGUCGCACGGCACAGGUUUGACAUCCUGGACCAGGAGAUGAAGACCUUGAUGACGCAGAUUGAUGGCGUGAACCUUGCUGCCAACAGCCUGGUAGACAGCGGCCACCCUCGCAGUGGGGAAGUGAAGCAGUACCAGGACCACCUGAACGACAGGUGGCAGGCGUUCCAGACCAUAGUGUCAGACCGACGGAAGGCAGUGAACUCAGCCCUCCGGGUGCGAAACUACUGCGUGGAUUGUGAGGAGACCAGCAAGUGGAUCGAGGACAAGAUGCAGGUGGUACGGUCCAUGAAGGACCUGGCAGGCAUCAUUGCCAUCCAGCGGAAGCUGUCAGGGCUGGAGCGCGACGUGGCCGCCAUCCGGGAUCGUGUGGGUGCCCUGGAGCAGGAGUCGCAGCAGCUGAUGGCCUCACACCCCGAGCAAGGAGAGGACAUCGGCCAGUGGCAGGCACGUGUGGAGACGCUGUGGCAGCAACUACAGGAAGCCCUAAAAGAGCAGGAAGCCUCGCUGGGGGAAGCCAGCAAGCUCCAGACCUUCCUGCAGAAUCUGGAUGACUUCCAGGCCUGGCUGUCCAUGGCCCAGAAAUCCGUGGCGUCCGAGGACAUGCCUGAGUCUUUCCCAGAGGCCGAGCAGCUCCUACAGCAGCACGUGGCCAUCAAAGACGACAUUGACAGGCACCAAGAGAGCUUCCAGAAGGUCAAGGAGUCCGGGGAGAAUGUGAUCCGUGAUCAGACAGACCCAGAGUACCUGCUCCUGCGCCAGAGGCUGGAGGGCCUGGAUGCUGGCUGGGAUGCCCUGUGCCGCAUGUGGGAGAGCCGCAACCUCUCUCUCGCCCAGUGCCUCGGCUUCCAGGAGUUCCAGAGAGAUGCCAAGCAAGCUGAAGCCAUCCUCAGCAAUCAGGAAUAUACUCUGGCUCACUUGGAGCCCCCAGACUCCCUUGAAGCUGCAGAGGUUGGAAUCCGGAAGUUUGAGGACUUCUUGGUAUCUAUGGAGAACAACCAGGAUAAGGUCUUGAGUCCUGUGGACUCUGGAAACAAGCUGGUAGCUGAAGAAAACCUCUACUCAGACAAGAUCCUGGAGAAGGUGCAGCUGAUCGAAGACAGGCACAGGAAAAACAAGGAGAAGGCCGAGGAGGCUUCCGUCAUUCUGAAGGACAACUUGGAGCUCCAGCACUUCCUCCAGAACUGCCAGGAGCUCACUCUCUGGAUCAAUGACAAGCUGCUAACAUCUCAGGAUGUCUCCUAUGAUGAUGCGAGAAACCUGCAAAACAAGUGGGCAAAGCACCAGGCCUUUAUGGCAGACCUGGCUUCCCACCAGGGGUGGCUGGAUAGCAUCGAUGCGGAAGGAAAGCAGCUGAUGGAGGAGAAGACCCAGUAUACAGCACGGGUGGCCCAGAGGCUGGAAGACUUGCACCGGCUCUGGGAUGAGCUUCAGGCCACCACACAGGAGAGGGCCCAGCACCUCUCCGCUGCCAGGAGCUCCUACCUGCGCUCACAGACCCACGCCGACCUCAACAAGUGGAUCAGUGCUAUGGAGGACCAGCUGCGGUCUGAUGACCCCGGCAAGGACCUGACCAGUGUCAACCGGAUGUUGGCGAAGCUGAAGCGUGUGGAGGACCAAGUGAACGUGCGGAAGGAGGAGCUGGGGGAGCUGCUUGCCCAGGUGCCCUCGCUGGGAGAGGAGGCAGGAGACACAGACAUGAGCAUCGAGAGGCGGUUCCUGGACCUCCUAGAGCCCCUGGAGAGGAGGAAGAAGCAGCUGGAAUCAUCCCGAGCCAAGCUGCAGAUCACCAGGGACUUAGAAGAUGAGACGCUCUGGGUGGAAGAGAGGCUGCCUCUGGCCCAGUCAGCCAACUACGGCACAAAUCUGCAAAAUGUGCAGCUGUUAAUGAAGAAGAAUCAGACACUGCAGAAUGAGAUCCUGGGCCACGCACCGCGGGUGGAAGACGUGCUGCAGAGAGGGCGGCAGCUGCUGGAGGUGGCCGAGAUCGACUGUCAGGACAUCCAGGAGCGCCUGGGGCACCUGCAGGGUGCAUGGGACACGCUGCAGGAGGCGGCGGCCGGGCGGCUGCAGCGCCUGCGGGACGCCAGUGAAGCCCAGCAGUACUACCUGGACGCGGGCGAGGCCGAGGCCUGGAUCAGCGAGCAAGAGUUCUACAUCAUCUCCGAUGAGAUCCCCAAGGACGAAGAGGGCGCCAUCGUGAUGCUGAAGCGGCAUUUGAGGCAGCAGCACGCGCUAGAGGAGUAUGGAAGGAACAUCAAGCAGCUGGCCACCAGGGCCCAGGGCCUCCUGUCCGCAGGCCACCCUGAGGGGGAGCAGAUCAUCCGACUUCAGGGGCAAGUGGACAAGCAGUACGCAGGGCUGAAGGAGGUAGCCGAAGAACGCAGGCGGAAGCUGGAGAACAUGUAUCACCUGUUCCAGCUGAAGAGGGAGACAGAUGACUUGGAGCAGUGGAUUUCAGAAAAGGAGCUGGUGGCCUCCUCCCCUGAGAUGGGGCAAGACUUUGACCAUGUUACCCUGCUCCGGGACAAGUUCCGGGACUUUGCCCGUGAGACAGGGGCGAUUGGGCAGGAGCGGGUGGACAACGUGAACAUCAUCAUCGAGCAGCUCAUCGACGCUGGCCACAGCGAGGCGGCCACGAUUGCCGAGUGGAAGGACGGGCUAAACGAAAUGUGGGCAGACCUACUGGAGCUCAUUGACACACGCAUGCAGCUGCUGGCCGCCUCCUACGACCUGCACCGCUACUUCUACACAGGCACGGAGAUCCUGGGCCUCAUUGACGAGAAGCACCGAGAGCUGCCUGAGGACGUGGGGCUGGACGCCAGCACGGCCGAGUCCUUCCACCGGGUGCACACGGCCUUCGAGCGGGAGCUCCACCUGCUGGAACUGCAGGUCCAGCAGUUCCAGGAUGUGGCCGGCCGCCUGCAGAAGGCGUAUGCUGGGGGGAAAGCAGAGACCAUUCAGAACAAGGAGCAAGAAGUGUCCGCCGCCUGGCAAGCGCUGCUUGAAGCCUGUGCCGGCCGCCGCACCCAGCUGGUAGACACGGCAGACAAAUUCCGCUUCUUCAGCAUGGCUCGAGACCUCCUCUCCUGGAUGGAAAGCGUCAUCCGGCAGAUUGAGACCCAGGAGAAGCCUAGGGAUGUCUCCUCAGUGGAACUGCUCAUGAAGUAUCACCAGGGCAUCAAGGCAGAGAUUGACACCCGGAGCAAGAACUUUAGCGCCUGCCUAGAGCUGGGGGAGUCCCUGCUGGAGAGGCAGCACCAGGCCUCGGAGGAGAUUAGUGAGAAACUGAAGCAGGUGCUAUCCAGGAGGAAGGAGAUGGAUGAGAAGUGGGAGGACCGCCAGGAACAGCUCCGCAUGCUACUGGAAGUGUGCCAGUUCUCGAGGGACGCCUCUGUGGCCGAAGCAUGGCUGAUCGCCCAGGAGCCCUACCUGGCCAGCCGGGACUUUGGACACACGGUGGAUGGUGUGGAGAAGCUUAUCAGGAGGCAUGAGGCUUUUGAGAAGUCCACGGCCAGUUGGGCGGAUCGCUUUGCUGCCCUGGAGAAGCCCACCACGCUUGAGCUAAAAGAACGCCAGACCCCAGACAGACCCGAAGAGGAGAGUGGGCCUCAAGAGGAAGAAGGGGAGACAGCAGGGGAGGCUCCCCGAGGUCCGCAUCGCGCAGCCACCGAGAGAACGUCCCCGGGGGAAGAAGAGAGCCAGUGGCCUCAGGACCUACAGCCGCCACUCCUUCCGGGGCCGCAGGAGAAAUCCAGUGGGGAUGAGAGGCCCGCCCCUGAGCCGCUCUUUAAGGUCCUAGACACGCCUCUGAGUGAGGGUGAUGAGCCUACGGCGCCUCCGGCCCAGCGGGACCACGGGUACAGCGUGCAGAUGGAGGGCUACCUGGGACGCAAGCAUGACCUGGAGGGACCCAACAAGAAGGCAUCCAACAGGUCGUGGAACAACCUGUACUGCGUGCUCCGGAACCGCGAGCUGACCUUCUACAAGGACGCCAAGAACCUGGCGCUGGGGGUGCCCUACCACGGGGAGGAACCCCUGGCCCUGAGACACGCCAUCUGUGAGAUCGCGGCCAACUACAAGAAGAAGAAGCAUGUCUUCAAGCUGCGGCUGAGCAAUGGCAGCGAGUGGCUCUUCCACGGCAAGGACGAGGAGGAGAUGCUAUCCUGGCUGCAGGGCGUGAGCACCGCCAUCAACGAGUCCCAGAGCAUCCGCAUCAAGGCACAGAGCUUGCCCCUGCCCUCUGUCACCGGCCCCGACACCAGCCUUGGCAAGAAAGACAAGGAGAAGAGAUUCAGCUUCUUCCCCAAAAAGAAGUAG
This is a messenger RNA of Lontra canadensis (Northern American river otter), 7243 nucleotides long. RefSeq names its product spectrin beta, erythrocytic (gene SPTB). Gene Ontology annotation, molecular function: phospholipid binding; structural constituent of cytoskeleton; actin filament binding. Gene Ontology annotation, cellular component: cell projection; spectrin; plasma membrane. Lineage: Eukaryota; Metazoa; Chordata; Mammalia; Carnivora; Mustelidae. The coding region runs from base 275 to 7243 and encodes 2322 amino acids. The record is from RefSeq and is a predicted model, not a curated record. The transcript is spliced from 36 exons. Gene Ontology annotation, biological process: actin cytoskeleton organization.